Messenger RNA from Musa acuminata subsp. malaccensis (wild Malaysian banana), 1628 nucleotides. RefSeq names its product histone-lysine N-methyltransferase ASHR2. Lineage: Eukaryota; Viridiplantae; Streptophyta; Magnoliopsida; Zingiberales; Musaceae. The record is from RefSeq and is a predicted model, not a curated record. Gene Ontology annotation, molecular function: protein binding.
UCGACCAAACUCUCCGUCGGCGGUCGCGGGGCAGCAGAGUCGGCAGGGAGCGGCGAGACAACCACCCAGCCCAUGUCUUCUACCUCCGUCGAACCGCUCGUGAAGCUGGCCGAGCUCCCUGACCGCGGGCGCGCUCUCGUCGCCACCCGCCCCAUCAAGCCCGGCGAGAUCCUUCUCUCCGACGCCCCUCUCAUCCUCUACCCUGCCAGCGCCUCGGCCGCCGCCGCCGCCUGCUCCCGCUGCUUUCGAUCCCUCUCUUCCCCCUCUUCAGCCCCCAUCCGCUGCCCCUCCCACUGCUCGGCCUCCCCCGCCGCCUCCUCCUUCUGCUCCGCCCGCUGCCUCGCCUCCCACUCCCCGAAUCUCUGCCUCGCCCUCUCCCGCCUCCCAGCUUCCCUCGCCUCCGAACUCCUCUCCCCGGCCCUCUUCCUCCUCGGUGCCUAUGACCUAGCCGUCGCUUCCCCCUCCGACUUCCUUCGCCUCCUCUCCGUACAUGGCACCGCUGCCGCGGACGUCGACGCCCCCGCCCUGCACUCCCUUCUCUCCUCUGUCCUCCCUUCGCCUCCUUCCGGGUUCUCUCUUGAACUCACCGCCACGCUCCUCGCCAAGGACAAAGCAAACGCCUUUGGGCUGAUGGAGCCGUUCGACGGUGGGGAUAGGAGGGUGAGGGCGUACGGUAUCUACCCGAACGCCUCCUUUUUCAACCAUGACUGCCUGCCGAACGCUUGCAGGUUUGAUUACGUCGAUCACGGCGGGGAGAGGAACUCUGACAUCGUCGUGAGGGCGAUCCAUGACAUUCCUGAGGGCAGAGAAGUGUGCUUGAGCUAUUUCCCCGUGAAUUGGGGUUAUGCUGAGAGACAAAGGAGGCUCCUUGAGGAUUAUGGGUUCCGAUGCGAGUGUGAUAGAUGUGUGGUGGAAAAGGAUUGGUCGGAUGAUGAUGAUGUCAACGAUGAAAGAGGAGAGGAGGAGGAGGAAGGAAUGGAAGAGGAUGAAGGAGAUGAAGCAAUGGAGAAUAUGGAGGAGGCAGAUGAUGAGGAUGGGAAAUUCCCUCAUGCCUAUUUCUUUGUGAGGUAUGUUUGUGACAGAGACAACUGUGGAGGAACAUUGGCUCCUUUGCCACCAUCCCCUGAGGGUGUGCUUUCUAAUCUUAUGGAGUGCAAUGUCUGCGGUUGGUUGAAGACCGAGGACAACACUGAUCAAGAUGGAGGCGAGGGUAGCAGUGGUUUGAUGCUAGAUUGAGCAAACUGGGGUGCUGUUUAUUAGUCUCAUAGCCCCUUCAAGGUGCAAAGUAGAGUGUCCAAUACAUUCAAAAUUUUGCCUCAAGCCAGAGUAGGAGCUGUGAUAGCAUGACUGAAGAAAUUUUCCUAGGGUUCUGAAGGGGGCUACUCAGCAACCAUGUCCAGUUUUCAAUGGUGUGUAAGCUUUAUGAUCUUGAGCAUAUUAGGAAUAAUUUUAGGAAUGAAGUCCCAUCUUGUUUUGCUUGAUCUAAUUUAUUUCAGCAAACCAUCUUGUAUUGAAGUAGCUUUGCUACAAUUUCAACUAUCUUGAUUUUAAAAGCCAUUGCUCUUAGUAGCUGCAAAUAAUCAUCAUGAUUUUUCCAGAAAAGAGGCAUUAAAAUCCAGACUUAUUAA